AUGACCAUCAUCACCACCACCACCAUCGACCCCAACGACAACAUCAUCAUCCUCGGCUGCGGCAUCAUAGGCCUCUCUACAGCCUACUACCUCUCCCUCUCACCAACCAACACCAACCCCAUAACCCUCAUCGAUCCCUCCCCGGAACUCUUCUCCUCUGCCUCCGGCUUCGCAGGUGGCUUCCUCGCAAAAGAUUGGUUCUCCCCCUCCCUCACCCCCCUCGGCGCCCUUUCAUUCAACGAACACGCCCGCCUGGCAGCUGAAAACAACGGCAGAGAAAAUUGGGGGUACACACCCUCUACCUGCAUCUCUUAUAUCCAGCACCAGGACGGAUCAAAGCAGCAGAAACGAGGUGAUGACUGGUUGAGAAGUGGGACGUCAAGGGUUAAUGCCGCGCCUGUGGAGGCGGAACAUGACGAGGCGAGGAGACCGGGUUGGUUGAAGAAGAAGGAGGGGGAUAAAGUCGAGGUUAUCAGUGAGGAGGGGACGACGGCGCAGGUUGAUCCUUUACGACUCUGUCAGUGGUUGUUGGGGGAGGUGAUGAAAAGAGGGGGGAAGGUGCUACAGCCUGCGAAGGCGACGGGGUUGGUGAGGGAUGAUCUUACAGGGGAGGUUAAGGGGGUGAAAGUGAGGGACUUGAAAGAUGGAAGUGAGAGGGUUGUGAAGGGGAAUAGAGUUGUGAUUACAGCUGGGGUUUGGACACCAAAGGUGUUUAGAACGCUGUUUCCCCAGGCAAAGGUAGGGAUGAGGGUGGGGAGUUUGGCUGGGCAUAGUAUUGUCGUUCGGACACCAAUUUGGGAUACAAGAGAGGGGGAGGAAGAGUGUCAUGCUGUUUUUACUACGCAUGAAAAGAACUUCUGUCCGGAGAUGUUUUCGAGGUUAGGCGGAGGAGGGGAGGUUUAUUUUGCGGGGUUGAAUGAUUCUACUUUGGAGGUUCAGGAUCCGGAGAAGGGGAAAGCCAGGCCGUUGGAUGAGCAGAGAGGGUUGCUGAGGGAGGCGGUGGGGGAUAUUAUAAAGGGUGGUGAUGGGGGCUUGGAGGUUGUGAGGGAGGGGUUGUGUUUCCGGCCUGUGACGGAGUGGGGGGCGCCGAUUGUAUCGCAGAUCACAGGGGAGGACCUCGGGAUCAGUGUUCGGGACGGGGGAGUUUGGGUUGCAGCCGGGCAUGGGCCUUGGGGGAUUGCGAUGAGUCUGGGAACAGGUGUCGUCAUGGCAGAUUUGGUGGAAGGAAAGGAGACAAGGGUGGAUGUAAGAGGUCUAGGAUAUCAUGGGCCCAACACUCAUCCUGUUGUCGUUCAUACCAUUUAG
Molecule: messenger RNA, 1305 nt
Organism: Podospora pseudopauciseta
Lineage: Eukaryota; Fungi; Ascomycota; Sordariomycetes; Sordariales; Podosporaceae
Exons: 1
Coding region: 1-1305 (434 amino acids)
Biological process (GO): retrograde transport, endosome to Golgi
Cellular component (GO): late endosome; cytoplasm
Molecular function (GO): oxidoreductase activity
Source: RefSeq, a predicted model, not a curated record